AUGACCAAGGCUGUGGAGGGGUUUUUGAAGGAGGAGCGUCAUGUCAGUGAGAUGAUUGAAAGGGGUGUGGUCAUCAGCGAUAUCGAUGAUACUGUUUCGCCAUUGGCGGUUCCCUCUACCCGAAUCACAUGGUCAGCUGUUCCGCCGUUCAUCUCCAGUGAACUGCUGGAAAAUGAACUGCGGAGGUUUGGCAAAUUCACCAGUAGUGGUUUCAAAACCGCCAAUCUUGGCUGUACAGAAGUGAAGCCAGGCACAGUGGUGAAAAUGGUUGGCGCACACUCAAUGAGCCCUAAGACAUGGGACCAAUCCAAACAGCCGGGUAUUGUUGGAAUAGGAGUCAUUUAUCUGGUGCUGCUCUCAACCUGUCUCGGCCAAGACACUGAAGACUGGCAGUAUGAGGAGUGUAAGCUGUCGCGAUCGGGUCCUCCUGCCACCAUUGUUGCCAUAGAUGAAGAGAGCCCCAAUGGAACCUUGUUGGUGGAGAACAUGCAGAUCAACGGCGUGGCAGAGGGUCCAGACCGCACCAUCUCUCUGUCGCUAAGGGACAACAAUGACCACUGGGUGAUUCUGGACCCUACGAAGCAAGCCUUGUACCUCAACAGCACGGGACGAGUCCUCGAUAGAGAUCCUCCAUCGUAUAUCCAGUCCAUUGUGGUCCAGGUGCAGUGUACCAACGAACUGGUAGGCACGGUGAUUUUGCACGAAGUCCGCAUCGUGGUCCGAGACCGCAACGACAAUGCACCACGCUUCCAGCAGCCGAGAUACUAUGUUGCCAUCAAUGAGCUGACGCCGGUAGGAACCACUAUCUUUUCUGGUUUUUGGGGAAACAAUGGGGCGACGGACAUUGAUGACGGACCUAACGGACAGAUCGAGUAUACAAUCCGGUAUAACCCCAAUGACCCAACGGCCAACAGAACAUUCGACAUCCCCUUGACCCUGUCUGGCUCCGUGGUGCUCAGAGAGAGACUCAACUACGAGGACACGACUCGCUACCUGGUUAUCAUACAAGCCAACGAUCGAGCUCCCUACUCAAGUGAUCGGCGCACAGCCACCACCACGUUGACAGUGGAUGUGUUGGAUGGAGACGACUUGGGCCCCAUGUUUCUUCCAUGCACACUAGUGGGAAAUACGCGCGACUGUAGUCCUAUUACAUACAGGGCUAAUAUAUUGGAGCUUACAGAUCCAGUGAAGGUAAACCCGGUCAACGUUACGCCACCCAUCCAGGGUGUGGACCAAGACCAAAACAUACAGCCACCAUCUGACAGGCCAGGAAUUCUGUACUCUAUCCUCAUCGGGAAACCCGACUCCUAUAAAGAGUAUUUCAACUUGAACAGAACCACGGCAGAACUUCUGCUGUUGAAGCCCAUCGAUAGGGAAUUCUACCACAGAUUUGAUCUGGUGAUUAAGGCCGAGCAGGACAAUGGCCACCCCCUCCCAGCCUUUGCUAACCUCCAAAUCGAAGUUCUGGAUGAAAAUAACCAGGCACCUUACUUUCUGGAGGCCAGUUACCAUGGCUAUAUCAGUGAAGCAUCCCCUCUGGGUACCACUAUAGCGUCCAGCAUGAGUCUGUCUGCUCCGCUGGCCCUCACUGCUCUGGAUAAUGAUGUGGAGGAGACAAGAGACCCACAGCUUCAGUUCUCACUGGAUGGCUACUCCACUAUCUUCUCUGUGUCUGCCGCUGGCAUCAGAAGAUACCUCACCCUGCUGCAGCCACUGGACAGGGAAACACGAGACUCGUACACAUUCACGGUCGAAGCAUCCGAUGGGGUGCAGCAGAGUGCCCCGGUUACCGUGACGAUAACAGUGUUGGAUGCUAACGACAACACCCCAUCCUUUGGGAACGUCUCUUACAGCGUCGACCUGUAUACUGAUAUGAUGCCCGGAGAAACUGUGUUACAGUUGUCAGCAGUAGAUGACGAUGCAGGUCCCAAUGGCCAAGUGACCUAUCGGAUUUUGGCAGGUGACCAGGGACACUUCCUCAUUAACAACAACAGCGGCAGCAUCACUGUGGCGGCGGGAGUCGAGCUCAUGGUGGGACGGAGCUAUGCUCUGACUGUGGAGGCCAUGGACAAUGGACCUGAACCCCAUAGAAGGUCCUCCAUUACGACGGUCUACAUCGAGGUACUGCCCCCUAACAACCAGAGCCCUCCCCGUUUCCCCCGGGAACAAUACAGUCUGGAAAUCAGUGAAGCGAUGAGGACUGGGGCUACACUUCUAAAUCUGCAGGCGAUGGAUCGGGAGCGAGACCCUAUCAUCUACAGUAUUGAUAGUGGAGACCCGCUUGAACACUUCACAAUACAACAGCAGACAGGACAUUUGGUUCUGGGGAAGGCACUGGACCGGGAGGCCCUGGACCAUUACACCCUGGUGGUCACAGCUUCAGACGGACAUCCAGACGGGACAUCCACGGCGAAGGUGAACAUCACGGUGAUGGAUGUUAACGACAACGACCCACACUUCGACUCCUCCCUGCCUGUCAACUUCACCGUCACAGAGGAGCAGGGUCAGGCUUUUGUUGGACAGGUCAAGGCUGUGGAUCCAGACCUGGGCUCCAGUGGACAGGUCCACUAUCGGCUCAUCAACCACCAGGACCUGUUCUCCAUCAGCAGCAGCGGCGCCAUCACCACCUCGGUGCCGCUGGACAGAGAGGUGAGAGGCCACUACAACCUUAUUGUUGAGGCAUGGGACGGUGCGGUGGACCCUCGGCGCUCCCGACUAACGCUCUCCGUCACUGUUUUGGACCUGGACGACAACAGCCCUUUGUUUACUAAGCCGGCUUAUGUUGUCAACCUGCCUGAAAACAGCCCCAAGGACACCGUUAUCCUACAGCUAAAGGCGGUAGAUGCCGACCUUGGCUGUAACCUAACCUACCGCAUCAAAACCGACACGUCCAACCAAGAUGCCAGGCGUCUGUUUCACGUCGAUCCGGUAACGGGGAAGCUGUCAGUGUUAAAGGUCCUGGACUUUGAGACCCUGGGUCACCCUGAGCCAAUGUACACGUUCACCGUGGAAGCUUUGGACAUGGAUGGAGCCAUGCCCCCUGGAUUAGCCACCGUCACGGUCAAGAUUGUGGAUAUGAAUGACUUCCCGCCGGUGUUCAGCGAGUCGGUGUACCGUGGCAUGGUCGCCCCCAACGCUGUCAAGGGAACCAUCGUCACCGCCGUGAUGGCCAACGACGCCGACCCCGCAGGUACUCCAGCAGGUCUAGUGCGCUAUCGAGUGGACCAGGAGACCUACCCAUACUGCAGUAUAUUUGAGGUGGAAGAAGAUACGGGUAACGUGGUCACCAGGGUCAACCUCAAUGAAGAGCCCAACCUCAAAUUUAAUCUGGUGGUGGUCGCCUAUGACGAUGGGGAACCAGUGAAGGAGAACCGGACUUUGGUGGAAAUCACAGUCCUGCAGCCCUCUGUCAUUCCUGUCUUUACCCGGGAAGAAUACAGGUACACCGGGACACAGCCCUCUGUAGUGUCUGGGUCUACGGAGUGUCUGGGUCUACGGAGUGUCUGGGUCUACGGAGUGUCUGGGUCUACAGAGUGUCUGGGUCUACAGAAUGUCUGGGUCUACGGAGUGUCUUGGUCUACGGAGUGUCUGGGUCUACGGAGUGUCUGGGUCUACGGAGUGUCUGGGUCUACAGAGUGUCUGGGUCUACAGAAUGUCUGGGUCUACAGAGUGUCUGGGUCUACAGAGUCGGCCUGCCUUCUGCUUGCGCUGGACAAGGACACGGGGAACUACAGCUCCAUGUUGUACCGGCUGGUGAUUCGGCCCCCUGCCGGUAAAGACAGUAAGGACAGCAAAGACGGCUUUGUCAUCGAGCCCUACAGCGGCGUGGUGAAGACGGCCAUCAUGUACCGCAACAUGCGGAGGUCUUACUUCAAGUUCGAGGUGGUCGCCACUGAUAACUACGGCCGAGGGCACAGCAGCAAGGCGGACAUAGUGGUGUCGGUGGUGAACCAGCUGGACAUGCAGGUGGUCGUAUCGAACGUCCCCCCGACUGUCGUGGAGAAAAACAAGGAUCAGCUGCUUGGUAUUCUAGAACACUAUGUCCAGGACCAGAUACCUGGAGCCAAGGUUGUCAUGGAGACCAUUGGUCCUCAUCGCCACGGCGCUGGGCUGGAGCAGGAAGACUAUUCCAAGUCGGAUCUGAUGGUUUACGCUAUCGACCCGCUCACCAACCGAGCGAUAUCUCGACAAGAACUCUACAAAUUCCUCGAUGGUAAACUGCUAGACAUAAACAAGGAGUUUCAGCCCUACCUCCCUCCCGGUGGACGUAUACUGGAGAUCCGAACCCCUGACGUGGUGACCAGCGUGAAGAGGGCUGUGCAGACUGUGGGCUACACCGAGGGGGCGCUGCUGGCCCUGGCAGUUAUCAUCAUCAUCUGCUGCGUUCCCGCCAUACUGAUCGUCAUCAUCACUUACAGACAGUUCAAAGAGCGCCAGGCAGAGUGUGCCAAAACAGCCCGUAUACAGAUGGCUCUACCAACGGCUAAACCCGGAGGAGGUGCUGCCAACAACCUGUAUGAGGAGCUGGGGGACAACGUCAUGCGUGGAUAUGGCCAACAUGAAAAACAACAACUUCUCCGACCGUCUCUACUCAGACCAGAGGAGUUGUCUAUGGAGUCAGGCAUCGACCCUGGUCAGGACUACUACACACAAGAUUACUACAACUAUGACCACGGGUUAUACGGCAGCAGGAAGCGUCGGAUUAAGUUGGUGCUGGACCGGGAAUACGAGACCAGCUCCACCGGCGAGGACAGCGCGCCCGACGUCCAACGCAGCCGCUUGGCCUCCACCCUCAACAGCCACGCUAACGUCAACGGCAGUAUCUACGUGGCGCAGAACGGCUCCAUCAUCCGCACGCGGCGCUCGGCGAGCGGCACCGGCCCGUCGCACGCGCACACCCCCAACAACCUUAAACCCAGCCCCCCUCUGCUCGGCUCGCGGCUGGCCAAGCGCUUCAAGAAGAUGGACAAGAUGGCCGCCACGCUGGAGGAACGAAUGCCGCUGAACAGCCCCAAAACCACGGGCGGAGGCGGAGGCGGCGGCGGAGGCGGCGGCUGCAACAGUUUGCGCAGCUUCCGCGGCGCCACGAUGGCCGCCUCCGCCAGCACGGCGGCGGCGUCCCUCUCCGACGCCGACGCCAGUAAAACUUUAAACAAGUGCAACACUCCGCAUGCCCCCAAAUCCAACCUGCUCAAGGCCCUGCAGAGCAGCGCAGAGCCGCCGCUAAACACGUGGCAGGCGGAGGAGCGCGCGGAGGGGGGGGAAGGGGAAGAGGAGAGAGAGUCGAAGAUGGACGGCAGCGAUGAGGACGACGUCGGGGGGCUUGUCAUGAGAGAGCCUUUGGAGUGUCCCAGUGACCGAAUGCAGUCAGAUGAGGAAGAGCUGUGGAUGGGCCCGUGGAACCGUCUCCACAUACCCAUGACCAAACUCUGA
This is a messenger RNA of Lampris incognitus (smalleye Pacific opah), 5433 nucleotides long. Its product is annotated as protocadherin-15-like. Gene Ontology annotation, cellular component: catenin complex; stereocilium; plasma membrane. The record is from RefSeq and is a predicted model, not a curated record. Gene Ontology annotation, molecular function: calcium ion binding; cadherin binding. Lineage: Eukaryota; Metazoa; Chordata; Actinopteri; Lampriformes; Lampridae. Gene Ontology annotation, biological process: homophilic cell-cell adhesion; adherens junction organization; sensory perception of sound.